Molecule: messenger RNA, 3661 nt
Organism: Sus scrofa (pig)
Lineage: Eukaryota; Metazoa; Chordata; Mammalia; Artiodactyla; Suidae
Gene: ASIP
Product: agouti signaling protein
Biological process (GO): melanosome organization; hormone-mediated signaling pathway
Cellular component (GO): extracellular region
Molecular function (GO): melanocortin receptor binding; neuropeptide hormone activity
Source: RefSeq, a predicted model, not a curated record
CUUAGUUUCUAUGUCUAAAAUGAAGGUUAACAAUGGUUAGUAGGGUUGUUGGGGAGGGUCAUAUAUGCCAUGAGAGCACUUUUAUGGUUGAAGUGCCAGAUAUUUUUCAUCCACUUGGUCAGGCAGUGAGUGCUAGGUCCAGGCCUCAAUUUCUCACUAUUGAUCUGAUCUUUUCCAGCUCUAAAAUGGUUCUAGAAUUAGCCAGUUCCCUCCCUUCUGUGUCCUGGUUUAGGACCCUUUUUUUUCACAGGGAUCUCUGGCAGCAGGGGAAGAGGUAGAGGUUGAGGCCUUCCAUCAGAGAUCCAGACCUGGCGUGAAAAAAAUAGCUCCUUGGAACUGAUCAGAAAACUUGAGUCUGGAAAGAUGAAGGUUCCAGAGGAAGGGGCUAGGGCCACAGGGAGCAUCUCAUCCCCCUGAAGAGCCCUUGGUAGAACAUAUCCCUACAAUCCCUGAACCCACCAUCUCUCCUUGCUGUUCAGAAAGUCAGAGCCUUGCACUGGCUAACCCACUUGCACACCUGGGUAGGUGCUCAUGCUCCCAUCUCUGCAAGGUGGGAACUGCUGCCCUGGACUGGAACUUGGGCGAAGUCCAAAGAAGGGGUUUUGGAGCCUGGUAAACGUCACCCUGAGGGCUGGUAGUGUGUUCCUGUAUCCCUGGGGCUUAGUGCUGUGCACCCGUUGUACUAUAAUAACACUUCUAGUCUCUACAACUGAGGCACUCUUCAGAGCUAGGGGGACAGGUAACAGCAGGGGCUAUGGGCUUCCUUAGCAUGCUAGACAUAGAGGGCCAUGAGCACAGCAGGGAAGACCCUUUCCAGGGUUGGAAACAUCUGCCUUGUCCAGAGGCCCUGCCUAAUUACCUGGGCACCAGGACAUAUUCUGGACCCAGUGAAAAUGGGACAUCCAACCUGGCACCCUAGAAAAGUCCCUCAACUACUUCAGACACUGAGAAGGCUCACAGUUGGGCCCUUGAGUUGGGAGGUUCACAUCCACAAAACCCUCCAUAUAUAUUCCCGUCCUCCCUGUUGUCUGGGGCCAAGAAAGACGUCUAUUUCACUGCUCAACAAUUUUCACUUUUUCUGCCCAACUUCUGAAAACCAACAGAAGAUCGUGAAGAAAUGUGAUUAUUAAUAGAUCCAAAGGACCAUAUUUUCUAGAUGUUUUCAAGAUCUGAAGGAGUUCCCUAGUGGUACAGAGGGUUAAGGAUCCCUAGCCUGGGAACUUCUAUAUGCUGCAGGUACAGCCAAAAAUAUAUCUAUCUGUAUAUCUGAAGCAUCAGUGGUGAUCCUAGCAGCCAUCUUGAAGGACAAUCAGAGCCAGUAGGUUUCCUGGAUUGUGAGCUAAUACCUCCCCACCCCACCCCCUGCUUGUACUGCUGCCAAUAAGGUUUGUGACCCUGGUAAGUCUUUUUCCUUGCCAGGUCUGUUUCCUCAUCUGUGUAAGGAGUUGGCCUAGAUCAGAGAUAGCAAAUGUGCCUUAGUUAAUACUUAUUUAGUAUAACAAAAUCAUUUUGAAAUUUAGUAACUUUAAUGAACAUCCAUUUAGCUUCUGGUUCUGUGGCUUGGCAGUUUUGGCUGUGCCCAGCUGGGUGGUUCAUCUGUGCCCUUAUGUGGCUGAAGUGAGCUGGAAGCUGGUUGGGCCUAGAUAACCACCCACCUGUCAAGUAGUUGGGCAGUGGGGCCAGCUGGGCCACAUGCUCCUAGCAUCUAGCAGGCAAGGCAGGGUAAGCAGGUGCCCUUCAAGCUCAUGUUUGUAUCAUGCUUGUAAGGUUCUGUUGGCCAAAGCAGAUUAUAUGGCUAAGCCCAUAAUUCCUCUUAUGGCUAUAAUUUAUCUCAAGCCUCAUUUCACUUUCCAAUUCAGAACAUUUAGUAGCAACUGCUGGAGUGCUUUUUGAGGAUUUGGAGCAGUUUUUAGACUGUUAGAAAAUAGUUACAUGAUAUUUUGGUCAUGUUGUUUAUGGGGAAGGAAUUGAAAUGUGGGUAUGAGAGUCAUACCCUGGCCAGGUCAUAACAAGGACAUUAUAUGCUAUGCAGUGGGCCAUCUGAUGAGACCACAAAAAUACAGAAGGUAGAGUAGGGCAAAAGAUUCUAAGUCAGGUGUCCUGGGUUUGAAUCCCAGCUGGGCCAUUGAUCGCCUUUGGGAAAUCAAAAUCUCUACCUGUGGACACAUUGUUCAUAAUAAAAUUAUUCCAUAAUAAUAAACCACUUCCUGAAUAUCUGCUGUGUAAAAGGCACAUUAUACACACACUUAGUUGAUCUCCACAACCACCCUUUUAGGUGGAUAUAGUGUGAACUUUCAGUUACAAUUUAUAGAAAUUGAACUCAAUCCUGCUUAAGCAGGAGGAAGUUUACUGUUUCACAAAUUUAAAAGCCCAGGGAUAGAUUUUCAGACCCCAUGGGACCUGGGGUUCAAGAGUUGCCAUCAAGACUGUUUAUCUAUUCCUCAGCUCGGCUUCUCAGACAGGUUCUAAGUGGUGGCAGAGCAUGGCCACAGGGCGUGAAGCAUGGAGGACAGAAUCCCCAAAAGGAAAAUAUGAGUUCUAUGGCUGGAAGAAAGGAGGCUUGUGCUGACAAAAAUAGGUCUUUAUUGUGUACUAUGACCAUGUUACAGAUUUUACAAGGGUAGAGGUUCUAGAACAUGGCCCCAUGAACUGGUGGUAUCUAUAUCCUCUCCCCUUUAUCUGGACUCUGUUUUAUUAGUAGAAUAUGGUGAUGGUGAUGCUAUGGCAGACUCCCAGUCCUGUUUUUAAAGAACUAGCAUUUUCCACUUUUGUGUUUGGAGACCCAGCCACCAUGCUGUGAAGAAGCCCAGGCCACAUGAAGAGGUCAUGUGUACAUGUAUGUUCCAGCUGACAGCCAGUAUCAACUGUCAGACACAAGGAAGCCUUCAAGAUGACUCCAGCCUAGCCACUAUCUGGAGAACCAACUACAGAAGCCAAAUUAUGAAGUCCACAAAAAAUAUUGAGAAAUCCCGAACAGCCUACUGGAAUCUUCACUGUGAUCCAUUCUUGAUGCUCAGCACCACCCAGAUCUCCAGCUUCCCAGUAGCCUCCCAGGAUGGAUGUCACUCGCCUCCUCUUAGCUACCCUACUGGUAUGCCUGUGCUUCUUCACUGCCUCCAGCCACCUGGCACCUGAGGAAAAGUCCAAAGAUGAAAGAAGUCUAAGGAGCAACUCCUCCAUGAACCUGUUGGAUUUCCCUUCUGUCUCUAUUGUGGCACUGAACAAGAAAUCCAAAAAGAUCAGCAGAAAAGAAGCGGAGAAGAGAUCUUCCAAGAAAAAGGCUUCGAUGAAGAAGGUGGCACAGCCCCGGCCCCCGCGGCCUGCCCCCUGCGUGGCCAACCGCGACAGCUGCAAGCCUCCGGCGCUCGCCUGCUGCGACCCGUGCGCCUUCUGCCAGUGCCGCUUCUUCCGCAGUGCCUGCUCCUGCCGCGUGCUCAACCCCACCUGCUGAGCGCGCCUGCCUCCCGGUGGCUGGCGCGGCAGGGCCAGGUUCCCCAGACCUGGGGGACCCUCUGGGGCGCUUGAUCUCCAGUAGGUGUGGCUUCCUAGGAACGGGUGCGGGUGUGGCUACUGACGUUGGGGCGGAGCUUUCAGGAGGAGGGGCUUCAAGGAGACUGGGCGUGGGCUCUGCUAAAUUCCAAAUACACGCAGGCUGCUCGAA